UUCUUUCUACAGAAAUGCCAUCUGGAAUUGAAAAUGCUUUUCUGGUAGCAACAAUAGGAGGAUUCCUGAUUGGAAUGUUGGGGAAUGGGUUCAUUAUAGUAGUCAACUGCAUCGACCUGGUGAAGAGACAAAAGCUCUCAUCAGCUGACUGCAUCCUCACAGGCCUGGCUAUCUCCAGAAUCAGUCAACUUUGGGUAAUACUAUGUGACUCAUUUUUAUUGGUCCUAUGGCCACACCUAUAUGCCAUUGAUAAACUAACAAAAGUUGUUAAUAUUUUUUGGAUACUGUCCAAUCACCUAGCUACUUGGUUUGCCACCUGUCUAAGUGUUUUCUACUUCUUUAAAGUAGCCAACUUCUCCCACCCCUGCUUCACUUGGCUACGGUGGCGAAUUCGUAGUGUGGUACUGGUGCUUCUCUUGGGGUCUUUGUCCUUACUGUUUGUGAACUCUGAAUCAACAUAUACGUUUAAUCAUAUCUCAACUAACAGCUACAAAAUACAUACAAGAAACUCAACGUGGUCCUCAGAUGUAAGUGAAACUCAUUAUCUUCACCAUUUGAUUGCUUUUAACUUCAUCAACUUAAUCCCCUUUCUUCUGUCCCUGACUUCACUGCUCCUCUUAUCUCUCUCCUUGAUGAGACACAUCAGGAAUUUGCAGCUCAACCCCAGCUCAAAGGAUCUCAGCACAGAGGCCCAUAAAAGAGCCAUGAAAAUGGUGAUGUCUUUCCUCUUCUUCUUCAUCAUUCAUGUUUCUUCCAUCUUAUUAACAGGUUGGGUUUUCCUUAAACUGCGGGGAUGUCUGGCCAAAUUGGUGGUUGUGUUAACUUCGACUGUUUUUCCAUCAAGCCACUCCUUCAUCCUAAUUUUGGGAAAUAGCAAACUGAGACAAAAUGUGGUAGGACUGCUGUGGUAUCUUAACUGCCACCCGAAAAGAGUGAAAUCUUUAGCUUCAUAGAUUUAUCCAGAAUUUUCUAUAUUCCAAGAGCAUUGAAUUAAUCAA
This is a messenger RNA of Odocoileus virginianus texanus, 998 nucleotides long. RefSeq names its product taste receptor type 2 member 42-like. Gene Ontology annotation, cellular component: membrane. Gene Ontology annotation, biological process: sensory perception of taste; detection of chemical stimulus involved in sensory perception of bitter taste; G protein-coupled receptor signaling pathway. The record is from RefSeq and is a predicted model, not a curated record. Gene Ontology annotation, molecular function: bitter taste receptor activity; G protein-coupled receptor activity. NCBI's taxonomy places the organism in Eukaryota, Metazoa, Chordata, Mammalia, Artiodactyla, Cervidae.